AUGUCCGUCCUCCGCCAGUCCGACUACGUGAAAAAUGCUACGUCUACCAGAAAAACUGGGAAACUGCUUUUUGAUUCGAAGAAUCCGCUUUCCAUCCUUCGUGAACUCUUGUGCAACCGAGCUUACUAUUGGUAUACUGCGGCCCUCGUCCUUAUUGGGGAUGCAUGUCUUACGCAGCUCGUAAUCAGAUACGUCCCCUAUACUGAGAUUGAUUUCGCCACAUACAUGUCUCAAAUCGAAGUGUACAAUUCCGGCGAACGAAGGUACUCUCUCAUUCAUGGCCCGAGUGGUCCACUGGUAUAUCCCGCGGGCCACGUUCUAAUACAUCGGCUGCUGCAUUACCUGACGGAUGGCGGGAAGAACCAGAGACUCUCUCAGCAGAUAUACGCGGGUAUCUAUACCGCAAACCAGUUUCUUUACAUGGCACUGUUCGAUCUGGCUGGUGGUGUACCGAACUGGGUCUUGCCAGUCGUCGCACUAAGCAAACGGCUUCACUCGAUAUACGUACUUCGCCUGUUCAACGACUGUUGGGCUGUUUUCUUCGUUCUCCUGUCCUUCAUCUGUCAUUGCAAGCGGUCAUACUUCGCAGCGGCAGUGCUAUACAGCGUCUCUCUCUCCGUCAAAAUGAAUAUAUUGCUUUAUCUUCCCGGGAUAUUUCUUAUUCUGGUAAAGGAUGCUGGGAUUCUCUGCACCUUUAAGUACAUCGCGACUGCCCUUGCUGUCCAAAUAGUUGUGGCCAAACCCUUCCUAGAACGGUAUCCCAGAGAAUAUGUAUCACAUGCCUUCGACCUCUCUCGCGUGUUCCUCUUUAAAUGGACGGUCAACUGGAGGUUUUUUCCCGAAGAAACAUUCUUAUCCAAAUCGUUCGCGAACGUCCUCCUCAUUAGCCACUUGGUCACUCUAGUCCUUUUUGCGUCGUAUAAAUGGUGUGCAGACGAUGGAGGCGCCAUAUCGAUCCUUAAGCGGGCUCUAAGAGGACCCAGUAGGGGCGGGGCUUCCGCAGAAUCUUCACGGAACGAAAUCGUCAUAAUUCUUUUCACCACGAAUCUAAUCGGCUUAAUAUUUGCUCGGUCCCUGCACUACCAGUUUUACGCCUGGUACGCGCAACAAAUUCCCUUCCUAUUGUGGCGAUCGAAGUUGCCCUCUGUUGUGAGAUUCAUGCUUUUAGGAACUAUCGAAUAUGCUUGGAAUGUAUUUCCUUCCACGAACACCUCUUCCGCCGUCCUCCUGACAUCGCACCUGCUGUUGUUGAUUGGAGUCUGGUUAGGAUAUCCCUCGCGGAAGGAUGGUCAACGCCGCAGAGUAAGGCAGACGUUUGUCUUACCCAAGAAAUUUUCGCUUCGUAGCUAA
Messenger RNA from Cantharellus anzutake, 1350 nucleotides. RefSeq names its product mannosyltransferase. The record is from RefSeq and is a predicted model, not a curated record. Gene Ontology annotation, molecular function: dol-P-Man:Man(5)GlcNAc(2)-PP-Dol alpha-1,3-mannosyltransferase activity. The coding region runs from base 1 to 1350 and encodes 449 amino acids. The transcript is spliced from 6 exons. Gene Ontology annotation, cellular component: endoplasmic reticulum. NCBI's taxonomy places the organism in Eukaryota, Fungi, Basidiomycota, Agaricomycetes, Cantharellales, Hydnaceae.